This is a messenger RNA of Phyllostomus hastatus (greater spear-nosed bat), 1614 nucleotides long. It is a transcript of the gene TRADD, whose product is annotated as TNFRSF1A associated via death domain. The record is from RefSeq and is a predicted model, not a curated record. Gene Ontology annotation, biological process: positive regulation of canonical NF-kappaB signal transduction; extrinsic apoptotic signaling pathway. Lineage: Eukaryota; Metazoa; Chordata; Mammalia; Chiroptera; Phyllostomidae. Gene Ontology annotation, molecular function: transmembrane receptor protein tyrosine kinase adaptor activity. Gene Ontology annotation, cellular component: tumor necrosis factor receptor superfamily complex. The transcript has 5 exons. The coding region runs from base 208 to 1140 and encodes 310 amino acids.
GGCCGGGCCGAGGCGGCCAGGUUAGUGCAGAGGGUGGGUGAGCGUCCCGGCACUGGCAGGAACAGAGGCGGAUGCUGGUUCAGGAGCGUGGGCGCGGCGCCGUUGUCAUCUGCGGCUGCCCAGGCCAGGUGGUAGCCGCGGCCUAAGGGGCUGUUUCCGUGCGAGGCGGGAAAGAGGGUGCGGACCUUGGUCCCCGCAGGACACAAGAUGGCAGCUGGGACAAAUGGGCUCCAGGAGUGGGUGGGCAGUGCAUACCUGUUUGUGGAGUCCUCGCUGGACAAGGUGGUCCUAUCAGAUGUCUACAGUCACCCCCAGCAGAAGGUGGCAGUGUACAGGGCUCUGCGGACUGGAUUGGCAGAGAGCGGGAGCCCAGAGGUGUUGCAGAUGCUCAAGAUCCACCGCAGCGACCAGCAGCUGAUAGUGCAGCUGCGAUUCUGCGGACGCCAGCCCUGCGCCCGCUUCCUCCAAGCCUACCGCGAGGGGGCGCUGCGCACCACGCUGGAGGGCUGCUUGGCUGGGGCGCUGACCCUGCGCUCCUUGCCUUUGCAACUGGAGCUACGUGCCGGCGGAGAGCUGCUGGACGCCUUGAUGACAGAUGAGGAGCGUUGUUUGAGUUGCAUCUUUGCCCAGAAGCCUGACAGGCUCCGGGAUGAGGAACUUGCUGAGUUGGAGGAUGCGCUCCAGAAUCUGACAUGCGGCUCUGGAGGCCAAAGUAGCAACGUGGAGGUAGCUCCAGUCCCUUUGCAGUCCCUGGCUUCCUCUCCAUCGGUGGAGAAGCCGUCACCACCGCCAUCUGGCCAGACUUUUCUGUUCCAGGGUCAGCCCAUAGUGAACCGACCAUUAAGCCUGCAGGACCAACAGACUUUUGCACGUUCAGUGGGCCUCAAAUGGCGCAAGGUUGGGCGCUCCCUGCAGCGAAGCUGUCGCGCACUACGGGACCCUGUCCUCGACUCCCUGGCCUAUGAAUAUGAGCGCGAGGGGCUGUAUGAGCAGGCCUUCCAGCUGCUCCGACGUUUCAUUCAGGCCGAGGGCCGCCGAGCCACACUGCAGCGCCUGGUGGAGGCGCUGGAGGAGAACGAGCUCACCAGCCUGGCAGAGGACUUGCUUGGCCUGACCAAUCCAGAUGGCAGCCUGGCCUAGGCUGGGUACCAGACAAAAGGGUGGUCAGCUGGUUGCCCAGCCAGAGUUUGGAGCACCUCGAUGACCCUAAGAUCCCUUCUGCUGCUAUUGCUGACCUGUCCAUCCACAGGACUUACAACCCUACUUAGUCGAGCUGCUGGGCAGAGUUGACUGUUUUCUCAAGGAGUCAGACAAGCACCCACCAUGCCUGCUGAAGUGCCACUGGGGGUCCUGCCCCAGAAACUACCAUAGAGACAGAACACGGGUGACCUGCAGAGGUCGGCCUCACCUCACCCACCCCAGAAGAGGGGCUUCCAGCCAGCCCUUACCUCUUCUCCCAUUGAACACUCAGCAGGCACCUCCUGUAUUUUAGGCUUCAUCCUGGGUACUGCAAAUACUGUGAUGAGCAAGAUAAACAAAUCCUGCCUGCCCCCAGUUCACACUCAAUGUGGGACUCUGAAUAUUAAGCAACAGCAAUAAAACAUUACCUCUUUA